Molecule: messenger RNA, 1214 nt
Organism: Polypterus senegalus (gray bichir)
Lineage: Eukaryota; Metazoa; Chordata; Cladistia; Polypteriformes; Polypteridae
Gene: bpnt1
Product: bisphosphate nucleotidase 1
Exons: 9
Coding region: 148-1077 (309 amino acids)
Biological process (GO): phosphatidylinositol phosphate biosynthetic process
Molecular function (GO): 3'(2'),5'-bisphosphate nucleotidase activity
Source: RefSeq, a predicted model, not a curated record
GAACCAAUCCUGCGCCACGACGUCACAGCUCUCGCAUUGCUUGUGUUGAGGCAGACGUCCUCCCGCCCAAACGCUCGCCUGCUUCUCGUUCCCUGUGAGUGCUUAUCUACUGCCGAGAGCUGCUGUGGCACCUUCAGUCCCGCAGAGAUGUCGUCCAGUCCAGCAGUCUUGAUGAGGCUCAUGGCGUCUGCGUUCUCGGUGGCAGAGAAGGCCGGUGACGUUGUGAGAAGCGUCCUGAAGGCUGGUGACCUGGACGUUGUCGCUAAGACUGGAGCGAAUGACCUGCAAACCAAAGCUGACCGACUGGCCCAGCAAAGUAUCUGCGCCUCCCUGGCCCGCAAGUUCCCUCGAAUCACCAUCAUCGGGGAGGAGGAUCUGCCGUCCCAGGAGGUGGAAGAGGAGCUCAUUGAAAGUCGCCACUCGGAGGAGGUCCUGGCACAGCCCUGUCCGCCCGAGUACAGCAGUGCCCGCGAGGAGGAGCUGGUGGUUUGGGUGGACCCCUUGGAUGGCACUAAAGAAUACACGGAAGGCCUGCUGGACCACGUGACGGUGCUCAUCGGCGUGGCCUAUGAAGGAAGAGCAAUCGGCGGCGUCAUCAACCAGCCCUUCUACAAUUACGAGAUGGGGCCUGGCGCCGUCCUUGGCAGGACCAUCUGGGGCGUGCUGGGCCUGGGAGCCUUUGGGUUUGAUCUGCGUGAGGUGCCAGCUGGCCAGCACAUCGUCACCACAACCCGCUCCCACAGCAACAAGCUGGUGACGGACUGCGUCGACGCCAUGCGGCCACACAAGGUGAUUCGUGUGGGGGGAGCUGGAAAUAAGAUCAUUCAGCUCAUUGAAGGCAAGGCCUCCGCCUAUGUCUUUGCCAGUCCUGGGUGCAAGAAGUGGGACACGUGUGCCCCCGAAGCCAUCCUGCACGCGGUCGGAGGUAAACUCGCCGACGUUCACGGCAACAGCUACACCUACCACCGAGACGUGCAGCACAUGAACGCCGCUGGCGUGCUGGCGACGCUCAGGGACUUUGACUAUUAUGCCAGCCGUGUGCCUGCGAGCGUCAAGCUUGCUCUGUUGACCGCCUGAUGUUGGAUACGAGAGGUGGGCUCGCCGGAUGACAGGAUUUGUGAAGAGUUGGGGGCACGCGUGGGGCCCCUGUGCUUACCCUGCUGUCUCGAUGCCAAUUGCAAUAAAGGACCCAAUCCUUUAACUGGUUAAGUGGC